CGCGGUCACACUGCCAGCACACACAGAAAAUAUAUUUCCAGGGGUAAAAAGAAUUGAAAAUUUUAUAUUUUCAACAUACAAUCCCUUUGAAUUCGCUGUCGAAAGUGUAAUUUAGACGGGAACAUUCAGGAUGAGCGCACCGAGCAAUAAAAUGUCGGCAACGGAUCAGAUGCGAGCAAUGCUGGACCAGUUGAUGGGCACCACCCGUAACGGGGACGAGCGACAGCUGAAGUUUUCGGACACACGCGUCUGCAAGUCGUUCCUGCUGGACUGCUGCCCCCACGACAUACUGGCAUCCACACGCAUGGAUCUCGGUGAGUGUCCCAAAGUGCAUGAUCUGGCUUUUCGUGCAGAUUACGAGAGUGCGGCCAAGUCGCGUGACUUCUACUACGACAUCGAGGCCAUGGAGCAUCUGCAGGCGUUCAUUGCGGACUGCGACCGACGCACAGACUCUGCCAAGCAGCGGCUGAAGGAGACGCAGGAGGAGCUGACCGCCGAGGUGGCCGAGAAGGCCAAUGCCGUCCACGCCCUGGCCGAGGAGAUUGGCAAGAAGCUGGCCAAAGCCGAGGCCCUGGGCGAGGCCGGUGAGGUGGAGGACAGCAUGGAGUUGAUGAAGGAGAUCGACGAGCUGCGCAGCAAGAAGAUCAAGGCCGAGCACGAGUACCGCACCUCAAUGCCCGCCUCUACCUACCAGCAGCAGAAGCUGCGCGUCUGCGAGGUCUGCUCCGCCUACCUGGGCAUCCACGACAACGACAUCCGGCUGGCGGACCACUUUGGUGGUAAGUUGCACCUGGGCUUCCUCACCAUUCGGGAGAAGCUGAUCGAGCUGGAGAAGACCGCUGCCCCGCGCAAGGUGGAGCUGAAGCGCACGGGUAAGAUACCAGAUCGUGACGAGGAGGGCCGAGGCGGCAGAAAUCGCUACUUUGUAGGUGGCCGAGAGCUGGACCGACGUUCCCGCGUGCAUCGCUCACGUUCCAGGGAGCGCCAACGACAGCGAGAGUCGGAGCGCGGCGACCGGGACCGAGAGCGUGGCAACAGCAGCAGCAAUGGCAAGGCCGAGGGCAGCACUGAGCGUUCCACCAAGGACGCUCCAGAGGGACCAGAUCGAGGCAGUGGCGGCGGUGGACAGCGCGGCGGACGCGACAACGAUCGCAUCAAUCGCAACAAUGACGGCCGCGACCAUCGUGACCGAGAGCGCGAUGGACGACGGGACAGGGAUCGUCACAUGCGCAACGAUCGUGGACGCUUUGGUGGCGGCGGCGGUGGAGGAGGAGGCGGCGGCGGCGGCGAUCGCAGGGAUGACAGGCGUCGUUCUCGUUCUAGAGAUCGAUCGCCGCGUGGCGAGAGGCGCAACUACAAUCAUUUCGCUGGCAACAAUCACAACAACAAUCAUGGCAGCAGCAGCAACAACAAUCACCACAACAACAACAACAACAGAAGGCGAUCCUACUCGAGGGAGCGCUACCGCCGUUAGGACAGUUCCCCCACCCUGCGCACGUACGUAGCAAUAAUCCGAAAACAGAAACAGCAAAAAAAAAAAACAGUCACUACAAUCUGAAACUAAGAGAAAAACUCUGAACUAAAUAGCAACAAAUACCACAAAAUAUUGAAUUAACGAAGAGCCAGCACAUCCAGAACAGACGUGUGGGAACGAUGAACUUUACAUAUUUGUAUAUUGUUAAUAAUCUCUUAUUUUUGAUCUUAGUCUCGCAACCACUUAAGACCGAAUAAAGCCUAAGAUCUGUUAACCGCAAAAACCCCAAAAAUGCAAUCCAAAAAAAUAUAUAAAAACGAAUCCCGACCGAAAGCGAGAGAGAAGCAUACAUAUAAAUGAGAUUUGAUAGUCCCCUCGAUCCCUCGUUGAGAGAGGUUUUUGGUAUGUAGAGAUAAAACCCAAAUGUAGAAGAACCAAACCCCUCCAACCUACACCCCACAAGAACGAAAACCACACGCAGUGUUGCCAAUUGUAGUAUAAACGAAUAUUUGAUGUUGUCUGUAGAAUCACAUAUAGAACUGGGAGAGAAGAGCUCCGUGAACUGUCCGAACUGCCAAGAGAGAGAGAGAGAGAGAGAGCCAUUCCUUAAAUUGAACUAAAAAUGUUACUGAUAAUAUAAAGGAUAGAUAAAUAUUUAUGAAUAAGCUGUAAAGGAGGGACCUUUUUAUAUACUAGUUGGUAACACUGUAAGAACCAACCCAUUCGACUCGUAUUAUACUCGUAAUAUUCCCCCAGCUCUUAGCUCUCUAUUCCCAUCUCUCUUUAUUGAUUCCAACCGAGGCGAAUCGCUGUACGAGCUUUCUGGGGUAAGCCUCAACCAUAUAUAAACAACAACAACAACAAACUCUUUUUCUCUAUCUGUAAUUCUUCUCUACUUGAAGUUCCAACAAUUUUGCAGCCCACACUCAGCGUUGCUUUUGGGUACGUAUUGAGUAAAUAAAUAUAUGCAGCAGAAGUACGUCCCACGUCUAGCAUUAACGUUAGUGUUGUCUUGGCAGAUACAUUUAUCCUCGUUCGUUCGUACAUAGUUAAUAUAAUCAAUCCAGAUAAUCCAAAUAAUCCAAUACGAUAGCUUUGGGUACGUAUCUACUCCGGCCGUUGAGCGUGAGAAAGGGUUUCUCCCUUGUGUUCUGUAUUUCGUUUCGUUUUCCGUUGGGUACGUAUUAACGUUAGAGAAUUGAUAUAUGCUAAAGAUCUAGAAGAUCGCAGCUCUGAGUGGUACGUAUGUAUACUGUAUAAUAUUUAUAUAUACAAAAAUACUCAACCCAAAGCAGACAGACAGCAGUCUAUGUAGGGGUUGUCGUAUCGGAGUUGCAGUUCCCAACGUACGUAUUCCCUUCACUCUACUCUCAUAUUCUCUCUCAACCGAAAAGCAAAACAAAAACUAAGAAAAACCCAAAUGAAAAUAUGUAUUCUUUUUACCAUAAACUCUCGUAGCGGUUUAGAGGAGUUUUUUAACAUACAAUAAUCACGAAUUUCUCUAUGGUCUGCACUGAUCUGAUCUGCUCUGCAAAAUGCCAGCCAUCUGUGAGUAUUCGGGUCGUCAACUACACAACAAAAAACUAAAAACAAAAAACUACAAUAACUAUAAUAUAAUAUAGCAAACACUAUAAUCAAUAUACAAAUAUCCAAUUAUUGUUCGGCCUGGGUCUGGGCUUUUCUGCUAACGUUUUCGUUCGUUCCGUUUCUUUCGACAGCCAAGGAUUUGUAGUGGGAUUAUUGUGA
Molecule: messenger RNA, 3220 nt
Organism: Drosophila guanche
Lineage: Eukaryota; Metazoa; Arthropoda; Insecta; Diptera; Drosophilidae
Product: putative RNA-binding protein Luc7-like 1
Exons: 1
Coding region: 131-1474 (447 amino acids)
Biological process (GO): mRNA splice site recognition
Cellular component (GO): U2-type prespliceosome; U1 snRNP
Molecular function (GO): mRNA binding
Source: RefSeq, a predicted model, not a curated record